AUGGAUGUUAAUGUGAGUAAUCUACAACCCCUUUUGGAAAACGUUUUACCACAGAAAACUCCGAAAACCCCAGCACAAAAAACCAUGAGAAAGGCAUUCAAGGGCACAGCACAUUUGUCGAAGCUUCUUCCAACAGGAACAGUGCUAAUAUUCCAAACCCUGUCACCACUUUUCACUCACCAAGGGCAAUGCAAAACCGUUUCAAACAAAGCCAUGACCAUCGUUCUCUUGAGCCUUUGCAGCAUCUCAUGCUUUGUUCUCUCCUUCACUGACAGCUUCAGGGAUGAGAGGGGGAAGGUGAGAUAUGGGGUGGCAUCAGUGAAUGGGAUAUGGGUUAUGGAUGGAUCAGUGAGACUUCCUGCAAAAGAGGCAGAAAAGUAUAGGCUAAGGUUCAUUGAUUUCUUCCAUGCAUUCAUGUCAAUAUUGGUUUUCUUGGCAAUUGCACUCUUUGAUGGAAGUGUGGUGAGUUGUUUUGUUCCAAAGCCUUCUGAGGAAAUCAAAGAGCUUCUCAUGCUUUUGCCUGUUGGGAUUGGCACUGUGUGUAGCCUUUUUUUUGUUGCAUUUCCUACCCAGAGACAUGGGAUUGGUUUCCCUCUCUCUCGUAAUUAG
Vigna radiata var. radiata (mung bean) is the source of this 609-nucleotide messenger RNA. Its product is annotated as protein DMP7. The transcript has a single exon. Bases 1 to 609 code for a protein of 202 amino acids. The record is from RefSeq and is a predicted model, not a curated record. Gene Ontology annotation, biological process: endomembrane system organization. Lineage: Eukaryota; Viridiplantae; Streptophyta; Magnoliopsida; Fabales; Fabaceae.